GCGAGCCUGGAGUGCUCACUCGUUCCGUGCCGCUCUCCCUGUGUCACACUCGGACUUUGUCCCUGUGACUUUGACAAGAUAAACCCAGAGAGACGACGCUGAAGCGGCCGCUGCUGCUGCUGCUGCCGCUGGUGCAACAAUGUUUUCACCGAAGUCUCCUAAAAGUGUGUCCACCCAUGUGUCCUCCGGGGAGAAGAUCCGCAUGGUGGAGUGUAGCUGUGAGCCGGAGCGCACCUGUGGACUCCACUGCGCGCAGGACUGUCUCUGUCAGGGUAAAUGCACUGAUGUUCAGAAACAAGGCUUCAACAACUUGGCCUACGAAUAUGGGAGUCAGAGUGAGCUCUACCCUCCACCCAAAGCUCCCUCCAGCGUGACAUUACGACUCCUGGGACUCAGCACUGAGCCACAGGCCCGAGCUGUUGAAACCAGAAUCUCCAUCCUGAAGGGAGUUCACACCAUCAGGUUGUCUUUGCCCAGACAAUUAGCCAAAGUGGUCUACGAUGGUUCGGUCAUCACGACUGCGGAGAUCGUCGCGGAGCUGCAGGACCUGAGACACGGUGUGGAGGCAGCGGUGCAGAUUAAGGUGGACGGCAUGACCUGCCACUCCUGCGUGCGCUCCAUCGAGGAGCACGUCGCUGAGCUGCCGGGAGUCUCACACGUUCAGGUUUCUCUUCAAAACGGUGUCGCACUGAUUGUAUUCCAGCCUCUUCUAAUCACACAACAGACACUGGGAGACAAGAUUGAGGACAUGGGGUUUGACACCACUUUAUUAAGUGAGGACGUGUCCUCUGAGGACAUAAGCUGCUGGAAGAUUGACACCUUGGCCAGGUCAACUCAGACUGUAAGCGUUUGGAUUGUAGGGAUGACGUGCAAGUCCUGCGUGCAGUCCAUAGAAGGGAGAAUCUCUCAAGUGGCCGGUGUCCAAUCCAUAUCUGUGUCACUGGAGGAGGAAAAGGGAACAAUCACCUUUGACCCCUGUCUGACAGAGGCGGAGCAGUUCAGAGCAGCAAUUGAGGACAUGGGAUUUGACGCAUCGCUUCAAGAACCUGUGAAGACUUUCCAGAACCACAUAAAGUCCAGUCCUGUAAGCUCUGGACCAUCUCACCGUCCUGAUUUGCACUCACCCAAUAAGGCUGCAGUCAGCAACGGCACUGGGUCACAGACGAUGCCCGCAAGCUCGCAGCACGACUCCACUGAUGCUAACGUACAAAAAUGCUUCAUUUGUGUAAUGGGAAUGACCUGUGCUUCCUGUGUGUCCAACAUCGAGAGGAACCUGCUCAAACACAAGGGAAUCAUAUCAGUGUUGGUGUCACUAAUGGCUGGAAAGGCAGAGGUGAAAUAUGACUCAGCUGUCAUAGAUGCUGCUGCUGUGACUCAGCUUAUUGAAGACCUGGGCUUCGGGGCCAAACUGAUCGAGGACAACGCAGUGACACAUGGGAAACUUGACCUUGAAAUAACAGGCAUGACAUGUGCAUCAUGUGUCCACAACAUCGAGUCCAAGCUCACCACGACCAAAGGGAUCCUCGGGGCCACCGUGGCUCUUGCCACCAAAAAAGCACAGAUUCAGUUUGACCCAGAAGUGCUCGGAGCUCGAGAUAUAAUCAGAAUCAUUCAGGGACUUGGAUUUGAGGCCAGUCUGGCGAAAGCAGGCUUCAAGAACAACCUCGACCACACUGAGGAAAUUAGACAAUGGAAGAGCUCUUUCCUGUUCAGCCUUGUUUUUGGCCUGCCCGCCAUGGGCCUCAUGAUCUACAUGAUGGUUAUGGACAGUCAGCACCAGGAACAUGGAGGCUCCAUGCCCGAGGAGCAGAACCUGUUGCCGGGCCUCUCAAUCCUCAACCUGGCCUUCUUUCUUCUCUGUACACCUGUGCAGAUUUUCGGAGGCCGCUACUUCUACAUUCAGGCGUACCGCUCAUUAAAACACCGCACCGCCAACAUGGACGUUCUCAUCGUGUUGGCCACGUCCAUCGCUUACAUCUACUCCUGCGUGGUCCUCGUCGUAGCCAUGGCUGAGCGAGCCAGCCAGAGCCCUGUCACCUUUUUCGACACUCCACCCAUGCUGUUUGUGUUCAUAGCUCUGGGUCGCUGGUUGGAGCAUGUCGCAAAGAGUAAAACCUCAGAGGCUUUGGCUAAACUCAUGUCACUUCAGGCCACUGAUGCCACGGUGGUGACUCUGGGACCUGACCUCACCAUCAUCAAGGAGGAGCAGGUGGUGGUGGAGCUGGUCCAGCGGGGCGACAUCGUGAGGGUCGGCCCGGGAGGGAAGUUCCCCGUCGAUGGGAAAGUGAUUGAGGGAAGCUCCAUGGCAGAUGAGUCCUUGAUCACAGGUGAGCCCAUGCCCGUUAGUAAGAAGGUGGGGAGUCUGGUGAUUGCCGGCUCCAUCAACGCUCACGGCGCUCUUCUGGUGGAGGCGACGCACGUCGGUGACGACACAACUCUCUCUCAAAUUGUCAAACUGGUGGAGGAGGCUCAAACCUCCAAGGCUCCCAUUCAGCAGUUUGCGGACAGAAUCAGUGGAUUCUUUGUCCCCUUCAUUGUUCUCGUGUCUCUGCUCACACUUUUGGCCUGGAUUGCCAUCGGAUUUGUCAAUUUUGAUAUUGUGAAGGAGAACUUCCCGGGUUAUAACCAGAACAUCUCCAAGGCGGAAGUCAUCGUCCGCUUUGCCUUCCAAGCGUCCAUCACUGUUCUGUCCAUUGCCUGCCCCUGCUCUCUGGGCUUGGCAACCCCAACUGCUGUCAUGGUGGGCACGGGAGUUGGAGCUCAGAACGGGAUCCUCAUUAAAGGAGGCGAGCCGCUGGAGAUGGCCCAUAAGAUUGGUGUGGUGAUGUUUGACAAGACCGGUACCAUCACUAAGGGCGUGCCGCAGGUGACCCGUGUGUUGGUGUUGUGGGAGAUGGCCCGCAUGCCCCUGAGAAAGAUCUUGGCAGUGGUCGGCACCGCGGAGGCCAGCAGCGAGCACCCACUGGGCAUGGCAGUUGCUAAACACUGCAAAGAGGAGCUGGGCUGUGACAUGCUGGGAUACUGCCAGGACUUCCAGGCAGUGCCCGGCUGUGGGAUUAGCUGCCAAGUGUCCAACGUUGAGCAUCUUCUUCAGCAGAGUGAGGAGCAUUUUCUGCUUCCAGGAGCCACCACAGAUGAAAGCAGCCUUUUCUCUGAUGCAGAGGCGCCACCUACAGAUCACUAUGAAGCAUUCUCCUACUCAGUCCUGAUCGGGAACAGAGAGUGGAUGAGGAGGAACGGUCACCACAUUGGAGCAGACAUCGAUGCCGCCAUGAGCAGCCAUGAGACGAAAGGGCAGACGGCCAUCUUGGUGGCUAUAGAUGGUGUGCUGUGUGCCAUGUUCGCUAUUGCUGACACGGUGAAGACAGAGGCAGCGUUAGCGGUGCACACACUCAACAGCAAGGGCAUCGAGGUGGUGAUGAUAACAGGGGACAACAGGCGCACGGCUAAGGCUAUCGCUGCACAGGUGGGGAUCAGGAAGGUGUAUGCAGAGGUGCUGCCAUCACACAAGGUGGCUAAAGUGCAGGAGCUGCAGGAAAAAGGCCUGCGUGUAGCAAUGGUAGGAGACGGCGUCAAUGACUCGCCCGCGCUCGCACAGGCCAACAUCGGCAUUGCCAUCGGCACAGGAACAGAUGUGGCUAUAGAGGCGGCAGAUAUCGUCCUGAUCAGAAGCGAUCUGCUGGACGUGGUGGCGAGUAUCGAGCUGUCGAAGAAAACGGUGCAGAGGAUCAGGAUCAACUUUGUUUUCGCUCUCAUUUACAACCUUCUGGGGAUACCAAUUGCUGCCGGCGUAUUCAUGCCUGCUGGCCUUGUACUCCAACCCUGGAUGGGCUCGGCCGCGAUGGCCGCCUCGUCCGUUUCUGUUGUUCUGUCGUCUUUGCUGCUACGAACGUAUAAGAAAACCUCUGUGGAGCUGCAUGCGGUACGUGCUCGAGGUCAGAUGAAGAGCCUAAGGUCCUCUCAGAUCAGCACGCACUUGGGGCAGGAGGGCCGACGGCGGAGCCCAGCUCUCUCCACCAGCUUUGCUCGGGAGCAGCUGAAUCCAAUCAGCAGGACACCGCCUUCCCUCUCCAGGCAGGGAGCGUCCAUUAACUCUGUCCACCAGGGGCAACAGGACAGCUGCUCCCUCUUGGACCACCAGACUGCAGAGGACUGUAAUGUGUAGCUAAGAGCAAAAGGGAAGAGGCGGUGUCUGCCUGCACCUCAUGUUUACAUUCAGCAAAGGCUAUUUGUGUCAUAUUUCUAUGUAUUUAUGCUAAGAGACAAGGAUAAUUGUGCACAUCACUCACGUCCAUUUUCAGCUCAUGAAUCUGAGGACUCAACGUUGAUCUCUCACUUUAUUUUGGAAAAUAUCCGUAAAUCAAGAUGUGUGUCAUGACCUCUGAACAUUCCUCCCUGGGUCACUUUUCUGUAUGUCGACAUAUACUCUGUUUGGACUUUUUACCUCUAGUUUUCUGUUUCCUGUUUUAUUUUAUACUAUUUCCUCGUGUGUGCACCUUGCCUAGUUGUACUUCCUGUGUUUUUGCCUUUAUUGUGAUUGUCUGUGCAUCCCUGACAAGUCGUUGGUUUCACCUGUGCUUAAUUAACACCCUCUCCAGUGUAUUCAGGCCCUAAUCCACGCGGAAACAGAACUUCUCCUAUCCCAGUACUUCCCCAGAAGUGGAACAUUUUUUUUUUAAAUUAAAUUACAUUUUUGUCCCUGUACCCUCCGGUUUGUAAUACGUGACACUCUCAAGGUUCAUUUUCACGGUAUUUCUUUUUAACGUCACAACAGAUGAUUGUGCUACAGGAACUGAAGCUAAUGUGAAAGGUAGGUUUUACUUGUCAGAAAUUCGAAUUAUUGCUGUACAAAUUCACUUUUUGUUGAUGUACUUAACACUAAAGUGGCACGUUGUCUCGGAAA
This is a messenger RNA of Solea senegalensis (Senegalese sole), 4903 nucleotides long. It is a transcript of the gene atp7b, whose product is annotated as ATPase copper transporting beta. Gene Ontology annotation, biological process: copper ion homeostasis; monoatomic cation transport. Gene Ontology annotation, cellular component: membrane. Bases 140 to 4165 code for a protein of 1341 amino acids. Gene Ontology annotation, molecular function: ATP hydrolysis activity; copper ion binding; ATP binding. The record is from RefSeq and is a predicted model, not a curated record. The transcript has 21 exons. NCBI's taxonomy places the organism in Eukaryota, Metazoa, Chordata, Actinopteri, Pleuronectiformes, Soleidae.